Messenger RNA from Manis javanica (Malayan pangolin), 1958 nucleotides. RefSeq names its product 3-hydroxy-3-methylglutaryl-CoA synthase 2 (gene HMGCS2). The record is from RefSeq and is a predicted model, not a curated record. NCBI's taxonomy places the organism in Eukaryota, Metazoa, Chordata, Mammalia, Pholidota, Manidae. Gene Ontology annotation, molecular function: hydroxymethylglutaryl-CoA synthase activity. Gene Ontology annotation, cellular component: mitochondrion. Gene Ontology annotation, biological process: acetyl-CoA metabolic process.
CAACUGGACACUGUUGGGCAUUCUCCCAAGGGCUGUGAACUGUUGCUUUUCUGCUUGAUCCCCCGGAAAUGCAGCGGCUGUUGACUCCAGUGAAGCGGGUCUUGCAAGUGAAGAGAGUGAUACAAGAAGCUUCCUUCUCAACUGCUUGCCUUCUCCCAGCAGCCCACCAAAGGUUUUCUACAGUCCCUGCUGUCCCUUUGGCCAAAACAGAUACUUGGCCAAAGGAUGUGGGCAUUCUUGCCCUGGAGGUCUAUUUCCCAGCCCAAUAUGUGGACCAAUCAGACCUGGAGAAGUAUGACAAUGUGGAAGCAGGGAGGUACACAGUGGGCUUGGGCCAAACACAGAUGGGCUUCUGCUCAGUCCGGGAAGACAUCAACUCCCUGUGCCUGACGGUGGUGCAGCAGCUGAUGGAGCGCACACAGCUCCCGUGGGACUCUGUGGGCCGGCUGGAGGUGGGCACUGAGACCAUCAUUGACAAGUCCAAGGCUGUCAAAACAGUGCUCAAGGCUGUCAAAACAGUGCUCAUGGAGCUUUUCCAGGAUUCAGGCAACACUGACAUUGAGGGCAUAGAUACCACCAAUGCCUGCUAUGGAGGCACUGCCUCCCUCUUCAAUGCUGCCAACUGGGUGGAGUCCAGCUCCUGGGAUGGUCGCUAUGCGAUGGUGGUCUGUGGAGACAUUGCAGUCUAUGCUAGUGGUAAUGCUCGGCCCACAGGUGGGGCUGGAGCUGUGGCCAUGCUGGUUGGGCCCAAGGCCCCUCUGGCCCUCGAGAGAGGGCUCAGGGGAACCCACAUGGAGAAUGUAUACGACUUCUACAAACCAGAUGUGGCUUCAGAGUACCCAAUAGUGGACGGGAAGCUCUCCAUGCAGUGCUACUUAAGAGCCUUGGACCGAUGUUACACGUUAUACCGUGAAAAAAUCCAGAAACAGUGGAAACAAGCUGGCAUCCAUCGGCCUUUCACUCUGGAUGAUUUACAGUUUAUGAUCUUUCACACUCCCUUCUGCAAGAUGGCCCAGAAAUCCCUGGCUCGCCUGAUGUUCAAUGACUUCUUGUCGGUCAGCAGUGACACACAGACCAGCCUCUAUAAGGGACUAGAGGCCUUCAGGGGGCUAAGGCCGGAAGACACCUACACCAACAAGGACGUGGAUAAAGCACUUCAAAAGGUCUCUCUGGACACGUUCAACAAGAAAACCAAGGCCUCCCUUUACCUCUCCACACACAACGGGAAUAUGUAUACCUCAUCCCUGUACGGGUGCUUGGCCUCACUUCUGUCCCAGCACUCUGCCCAGGACUUGGCUGGCUCCAGGGUGGGUGCAUUCUCUUACGGCUCGGGCUUGGCAGCAAGUUUUUUUUCAUUUCGAGUGUCCCAGGAUGCUUCUCCAGGCUCCCCCCUGGAGAGGCUGGUGUCCAGCAUGUCGGAUCUGCCGAGACGCCUGGCCUCCCGGAAGUGUGUUUCUCCUGAGGAGUUCACAGAAAUCAUGGGCCAAAGAGAAGAAUUCUACCACAAGGUGAAUUUCUCACCACCUGGAGACACAAACAACCUUUUUCCAGGUACUUGGUACCUGGAGCGAGUGGAUGAGUUAUAUCGCCGCAAGUAUGCCCGGCAUCCAAUCUAAAGAUCCGCAGAGUGGUUCCUGCGAAAAGUACUCUAGCAGAGCUGCCCACCAAUCAUAUUAAAAACAAAACGAAAAAAAAAGUGCCCUUAGCAAGUAAAUAGAUGGGAUUGGAAACAGCAACCCCACUGGCAAUGGCCUUGUAGAGCGAGGCACCUUCUCAAGUGGGUCCUCGGUGCCCUUCCCUGCUGCAGUCCCCGCCAUGGGAUUGCGAAACAGGCGGCGGAGGGGAGGCCUGGCUGUCAGUCACCUCCAGCUACGUGAAAAGAUCCAGAUGACAGGCCUAUCAUUUCUUAUAUCUUGUUAUUAUUAUUUUUAUUAAAUUUCUGUGCUGGUACAGGCAUA